This is a messenger RNA of Mytilus trossulus (common blue mussel), 2599 nucleotides long. Its product is annotated as arylsulfatase I-like. The record is from RefSeq and is a predicted model, not a curated record. Bases 659 to 2239 code for a protein of 526 amino acids. The transcript is spliced from 14 exons. Lineage: Eukaryota; Metazoa; Mollusca; Bivalvia; Mytilida; Mytilidae.
AGUUAACUACUCAGUUUGUGAAUGGUGAUCUUUUGAAUAACGAUUCUCUUGUGUGUCUUUAGAGUCAAUGGUUGACAGGUGUACACCUGAACACGAUAGUUAUCUAAAAAACACUUAAAAUUCGCUAGAAAAGUGACUAAUUAUAUCAAUUGGAUCUGUAAGCAUGUCGCAUUCAGAACAUUUUAAUAUUAUAAAUACAGACCUCUUCUGGAGAACGAUUUAAAAGUAUUUAUCUGGGUAUUGACCUUUUGAGGUCAACCAGUUUAGUUUUACAUAAUAUUGUUGACACACAAAAAGUUGUUAAUCUAUUGAACAAUAUCUGAUAUGUGAUAUAUUAGUUAUAAACACGCGACCUUUUGUGCUGUAAAUCAACCAAGAAACCUGUAUAUAUAUAUACACACACACUGUUAGCAGUAUCUUUAUUGUAACUAUUUUGAGAGACCUGUCAUAACCGUUCAUUCCGAAUUCGAAGUAUUUGUGAUUAAAGCUUAAGAUAUUUCACAUAUCACUGCAUCUAUUUUUCAUUUCCGAGUUAUUUUUUAAAUAUUUUAUUUCCGAUUUCCGCAAUUUUAAUUGAGGUACUUGGAAUCUUCACUAACUGGAUGUGAUGACGACUGCCGGUGUUUGUUAGUGAAUUAUUGUGAAAUUCUCUCUGACAAUGGAUACUAUAUAUUCAUUUUAUUUUAUGGUGACAAUAUUUUCCUUAGUCAGUGCAUAUCGGAAACCAAAUAUAAUUUUUAUUGUUGCUGACGACUUAGGUUGGAAUGAUGUCGGAUGGAGAAAUCCAAAAAUAAAAACACCCAAUUUAAACAGACUUGCCAAGAAUGGAGUUAUACUAAACUCUUCCUAUGUCAGUCCCACAUGCACACCAUCUAGAAACAGUAUAUUAACGGGAGUUUAUCCAUUUAAAGUUGGAUUGCAGCAUAGUUCUUUACUACCACAAGACACUAGACAUCUGUCAUUGGACACUCCGACCCUUCCAGAGAGGCUGAAAAAGCUAGGAUAUUCCACUCACAUGAUAGGAAAAUGGCAUUUAGGGUUCUGUGAUUGGAAGCACACACCUGUACAUAGAGGUUUUGAUUCUUUCUUAGGAUUUUUGAAUGGUGGGCAGGAUUACUAUAAGCAUAAAAAAGAGAAUGCCUACGAUUUUUGGUUGAAUAAAACAGUUUAUUAUCCUCCAAAGGGAGAAUACUCAACGAAAACGUUUACUAGGAGAGCAGUUGACCUUUUCAGACAACACAAAGGGAAAAAGAAUCCAAUGUAUUUAUAUCUGUCCUACCAAGCAGUUCACACCCCUCUUCAAGUUCCCAAGAAAUAUGAGCGUAUAUACAAACACGUUACAAAUAAAGAUCGACGUACUUAUAACGGAAUGGUAACGGCUAUGGACCAAUCUGUUGGUACAAUUCUCUCUGCUCUGAGGAAAUACAAAAUGCUGGGCAAUACAAUUAUUGUAUUUACUACUGAUAAUGGAGGAGCAGCAAAUAUUGCAGGAAGUAAUCUGCCUCUCCGUGGGUCUAAGACGACAUUGUGGGAAGGUGGUACUCGUGGGGUCGGGUUUGUGUAUAGUAAGAGAUUGUUCAAGAGGAAAUACGUUCAUGAAGGGUUGUUCCAUGCUGUUGAUUGGGUGCCCACAUUGUUAGCUGCGGCUGGCGGUAAACAAGACAAGAAAUUAGAUGGAAUAAACCAGUGGCCUAUGUUACGUGGAGGUAAACCAUCUAAAAGAAAUGGAUUCGUCUACUCUAUAAGUGAAACAAGUGCUGCAAUACGAAUUGGUGACUACAAACUUAUUGUAGGAAGUCCAGGGAUUUAUAACCAAUGGUUUACAAUACCCAAAACAAAGUCGUUCUGUAACAGUGGAAAAGUCGCCGAGGAUAUAUUUUUAUACGAUAAUUUGAAUAAUGCUGUCCGUAAUAUAAAGAGUUACAUCAGUUGGUUUGGAAGUACAUUGCCUGGGUAUUCUUAUUGGCGACAUUAUAAACGAUUACAAGCUCUACAGAAGUGUAAACAAAAGAUUAAGGAAGAAAGACAGAAGUGGGUGUUUCCUAAGUUCCUCUUAUUUAAUAUAAAAGAGGACCCUACUGAAACCAAGAAUCUGGCCGGAAGUAAACCAAUGGUAUUCAGGAAAUUAAAAAGUCGUUUGGAAAGAUACUGGAAAAGAGCUAAGAUUUUCCCCAAGCAAUCUACAUUCAGUAAUAAUACUGGAAUAGUCAAUGGAGUCUGGACACCUGGGUGGUGCUAAAUGUUAGAAUAUUUGAAUUCAUGAUUAUUAGCUUACAAUUACAGACGAUUAGCUUACGUUUAGAUUUGCCAAAAAAAAUUGAAUGGCAAUGCUUAUUUCAGAAACAGGCUUUGAGUAUUAUUAGAUGAGUGUGCAGAAUGAAAGAUUUGGACUGAUUGCUGAUUGCGUAACGUCAUCACCGUUUAGAAGUUCUAAAUAUAGUUUGUUAAUUCAACAAUCAUCCUUGCUUCACAAUUUCAUUAGUGUUACUUAUAUGUAGGACAGUUAUGUCUCAUAGUAUAACAAGAAGAUGUUAUAAUCUGAUCGUUACUGUGUACAAUAGUUCAGAGUUUUAUUUAUAAAAAUGUUUUUUAUAUUUCA